This is a messenger RNA of Pleuronectes platessa (European plaice), 1425 nucleotides long. It is a transcript of the gene tm4sf5, whose product is annotated as transmembrane 4 L six family member 5. NCBI's taxonomy places the organism in Eukaryota, Metazoa, Chordata, Actinopteri, Pleuronectiformes, Pleuronectidae. The record is from RefSeq and is a predicted model, not a curated record. The transcript has 5 exons. Gene Ontology annotation, cellular component: membrane. Bases 445 to 1053 code for a protein of 202 amino acids.
CUGAUGUCAAACACCUAAAUCAUCAAACCUAAAACUGAAACUUAAAGCCGACCCUUAAAACACCAAGUCUUGACCCCUUCUCCUUUCCUCUCAGCGUUGCUUUUCGUUUGCUGUGAGAAGCCUCGAUCUUCACGUUCAGGUUUAUGUUCUUUAUCUGAGUCCAGUGAGACGACACACAGGUCUGGUAUCAGAUUAGAGUCGACCACGCCAAUACUCGGCCUUUGUUCCCUCUCUCCUCCCUGUUCGAACUGUGACUGCUCGUGUUUGACUUUCACCGUGAGCAGGGGUGAGCCGUCAGUCCUGGGCCUCCCCCUUCCUCCCUCCCACCAGUGUCCACCACCACCGACUUCUGCCUGACGUUAAGAGGACGAGGAGGACACCUCGCAGUGAGAGGACAGAACGUGGACAGGGAGCAGUGAGCGAGAGAAACAAGGGUUUGAAACCAUGUGUUGUACGGGGAAGUGCGCUCGCCUGGUGGGCCUGAUCCUGCUGCCCACCGCCUUCAUCUGCAUGAUCGCCAACCUGCUGCUGUUCUUCCCCGAUGGGAAGAGUCUGGAGACCGACCAGAUCUCCGUCCAGGUCUGGCUCAUGGGGGGGCUGAUCGGAGGAGGCCUCUUCAUGCUGUGUCCGAGCUGCUCGGCCAUCAAGGCCGGGGGCAAGGGUUGCUGCGGAUAUGGAUGCUGUGGGAACCGCUGCCGGAUGCUGAGCUCCGUGUUCUCCUCGGUUUUCGGCCUCAUCGGAGCCAUCUACUGCACCAGCGUGGCCUCGGCAGGUCUGGCUAUUGGACCCAAGUGUCUGACCGGUCUGACCGAUGAGAAAUGGACGUCCCCGUUUGAAGAAGCUGGCACGGGUAGCUACAUCGGGAACCAGACCUCGUGGACGGUCUGCAACUUCCCUGCCAAUGCAGUGAUGUGGCACGUGGUGCUCUUCUUCAUCCUGCUGGCCAUGGGCCUGCUGCAGAUGGUGCUCUGCGGCAUCCAGGUGGUCAACGGCUGCCUGGGCUGCAUCUGCGGGGACUGCCGCGAUAGACAAGAUGAUGACGGUGGCCUGUGAGGACCGACCUGCUGUGACCUGCGUCCACAAGGAGCAGGGGACUGAAUGCUGUGAAGCAGAUUGAGAUUUCCUUCUGAUACUCCGCUGUGCUUUUAUUCUGAAGGCCAAUCCUGUUUGAGAAGCUUUACUCCAUUUGUUGUUCAUGUCGGUUGUUUGUCUCUUUGCUUCUCUUUUUUUGGAUUGAACCAAUAUGAAGAUUUAAAACACGGGGGUCAAACAUGAAUCACAAUGUAAUGGUUGGGACUGGUUUGCUUUUGCUAUAAAGAUACAAAACAUACAUAUGAUGAAUUUCAAAUAUUAUUUAGUGCUUGUGCAUCAUGAGUGAAAGUGAAGCUACAUCAAUAAUUAUUAAAACUUAUUUUUACCAAGAAA